Toxorhynchites rutilus septentrionalis is the source of this 2216-nucleotide messenger RNA. RefSeq names its product angiotensin-converting enzyme-like. The record is from RefSeq and is a predicted model, not a curated record. Gene Ontology annotation, molecular function: peptidyl-dipeptidase activity; metallopeptidase activity. The transcript has 10 exons. Bases 180 to 2099 code for a protein of 639 amino acids. Gene Ontology annotation, cellular component: plasma membrane. Gene Ontology annotation, biological process: proteolysis. Lineage: Eukaryota; Metazoa; Arthropoda; Insecta; Diptera; Culicidae.
GCAGGAAUAGCAUUUUUGUUUGUAUCUCAAUACCAAAACAAUAAAUCACCGAACGGAAUAACCGAGUACAAGCUUCUCUUCUCACAGUCGUUCUCAGAUUUAGUUCUCGUUCUGCCAGCGGCAAGAUCACAUCCAGCACUCGACAGAAGUGAUUAUAUUUGUUCGGUGGAUUCCAGAAAAUGCCGCCCAACCGCAUUUUCGCCAUUUUGAUCGUGUUGAUCUCGAUCGGGGCUCUCCAAGCCGGCGUUGUUCGACGAGGGUCCUCCGAUGAACCCGUGACGACAGAAGCGCAGGAAUCCAACGCUCGAGAAGCUCUGGAGCGGUGCGAGAAACGGUACCAGGAAACCAAGGUCAAGCAGAUCCAUGCCGCCUGGGCGUACGGAUCCAAUAUAACCGAGCAUAACCUUGCCAGGAAGAAAGAAACGGCGACCGAAUUUGCUGAGGUGGCAAAGUCGGUAGCCCAAGAAUUACGUCAGUUUGAUUACCAAUCGUUUCGUAAUGAGGAUUUGAAGCGUCGCUUCAAAGAGCUAACAAAGCUAGACUAUGCGGCUCUGCCUGAGGACAAGUUCAAAGAGCUUUUCGGAGCAGUGGCAAACAUGGAGUCCAACUAUGCCAAGAUUAAAUUGUGUACGUAUAAAGACAACGCAAAUUGCCAGCUUUCUUUGGAUCCGGAAUUGACGGAAAUCAUGGCUAGCAGUCGUGACGCUGAGGAGUUGAAGUACUAUUGGAUUGAAUGGUACAACCGGGCUGGAAAACCCACCAGAGAAUCCUUCCAAAAGUACGUUGACCUCAACACAGAAGCAGCAAAAUUAAACGGUUUCGAAAACGGUGCGGACGUUUGGUUAAGUGAGUACGACGAUCCUACCUUCGAGCAACAAGUCCGCGAUGUGAUCAUGCAGUUGAGACCUCUGUAUGAACAGAUCCAUGCAUAUGUUCGCUUCAAGCUAAGGCAAAAAUACGGACCUGAAUUGGUUUCGGAGACGGGACCAAUACCUAUGCAUCUACUUGGAAAUAUGUGGGGUCAGACUUGGGAUAAUAUUGCUGACUUCACGACACCCUUCCCAGAAAAAAAACUUUUGGAUGUGACUGACGAAAUGGUUAAGCAGGGGUACACUCCCCUGAAGAUGUUCCAAAUGGGGGACGAGUUCUUCGAAUCGCUGAACAUGACUAAGCUACCACAAACUUUUUGGGACAAAAGUAUCAUCGAGAAACCCACGGACGGACGUGAUCUGGUUUGUCACGCCAGCGCGUGGGACUUCUUCGCAACGGAUGACGUUCGCAUCAAGCAGUGCACCCGUGUGAACAUGCGUGAAUUCUUCGUCGUUCACCACGAGCUAGGCCACAUCCAGUACUAUCUGCAGUAUCAACAUCAACCGGUGGAGUAUCGUGGCGGUGCCAAUCCGGGCUUCCACGAAGCCGUCGGUGAUGUGCUCUCACUUUCCGUUUCCACUCCAAAACACUUGAAGAAAGUUGGCCUACUGAAGGACUACGAAGAAGACGAGCAAGUCAGGAUCAAUCAGUUUUAUCGAUCGGGCGUCACCAAAUUCGUCUUCCUGCCGUUCGCCUACACCCUGGACAGGUACCGAUGGGACGUCUUCCGGGGAGAAAUCAAACCGGAUGAGUACAACUGUCGCUACUGGCAGUUGAGGAGCGAGUUUUGCGGGGUGGAACCUCCGGUGCUUCGCACCGAGGAAGAUCUCGAUCCUCCGGCUAAGUAUCACGUCUCGGCAGAUGUUGAAUAUUUACGGUACUUUGUGUCCUAUGUGAUUCAGUUUCAGUUCCACAAAGCCGCCUGCCGUUUGGCUGGGGAGUACGUCGCUGGCGAUCCGGAGAAGACCCUGAACAACUGCGACAUAUAUCAGAGCGCUGCGGCAGGGAAUAAGUUGAAAGAAAUGCUUUCACUCGGUGCUUCCAAACCGUGGCCGGAUGCUAUGGAAGUGUUGACCGGAGAGCGCAAGAUGAACGCUGAUGCUAUUCUGGAGUACUUCAAGCCACUGCAUGAUUGGUUAGUUGGGGAGAACAAGCGACUUGGAGCUCACGUUGGAUGGACACCGUCGGAAAAAUGCAAAAAACAGUUUGACUUCGCACCGACCAAAUGAUGGUUUUGUUUCGUAUAACUAGUUUGUUAUGCUUUUAUUUCUGUAACCUGGCGUUAAAAUGAAAGGUUGCACCUUUUAUAAUAAAAAUAACAAUUUUGAUAUGUGGACUAAAUAAAA